Messenger RNA from Oncorhynchus kisutch (coho salmon), 1891 nucleotides. RefSeq names its product transcription factor jun-B-like. Gene Ontology annotation, molecular function: transcription factor binding; DNA-binding transcription factor activity, RNA polymerase II-specific; RNA polymerase II cis-regulatory region sequence-specific DNA binding. The transcript has a single exon. The record is from RefSeq and is a predicted model, not a curated record. Gene Ontology annotation, cellular component: transcription regulator complex. The coding region runs from base 357 to 1337 and encodes 326 amino acids. Gene Ontology annotation, biological process: regulation of cell cycle; regulation of cell population proliferation; regulation of transcription by RNA polymerase II. NCBI's taxonomy places the organism in Eukaryota, Metazoa, Chordata, Actinopteri, Salmoniformes, Salmonidae.
UGCUCACUCAGAGUGAAUUUAUCACGUAGAACAACAUACCCUGAACGCAACCUUAUGUGUGGGUAUAAAGGUUUUUCUUAUACAAGGUUGAAAAAGAUAGCUCAAGACAUUGGAUCACGACAAUACUGCGGUCAUUCAUCUGUUGACAGCCUUCGUGGACCACUGCUCUGUUCUACAUCUUGGAUUUUCCCUCACUUUUAGAAGUGAAAUUCUUUUUAGUUUUGAACUUGGAUCAUUGCUGAAAAAGAGGGGUGCUUGCGUUGAUGCAUAGGCCUACUUUGUGCUGACACCGUCAUUUGUUGACCAAUAUCCUGAGACUGUUUAAACAACUGGUAAGCUCACUUUCCUACGACUUUAUGUCUACAAAAAUGGAGCAGCCUUUUUAUCAUGACGACUCUUUUAUCUCGGCUUAUGGCCACUCUGAUGCUGCAUUGCACGACUACAAACUCCUAAAGCAGAAUAUGAAUUUGAACAUGACAGAGCCAUAUCGCAACCUCAAGUCUGACUUGUACCAAGCAGCGCACCAGGACGUCGGGUCACUGAAGCUUGCUUCCCCUGAACUCGAAAGGCUUAUCAUCCAAAACAGUAACGGUAUAAUUACUACUCCCACCCCAGGCCAGUACUUCUACAACCGGAGCAUCACGGAUGAGCAGGAGGGCUUUGCGGAGGGCUUCGUGAAAGCCCUGGACGAGCUCCACAAGAUAAACCAUAUGCCCAUGGCCCCGCCCAACGUGUCUAUUGGAGCGGGUGGUGUGACGACCUGUUCGGCGGCGGCCUCUAGUGUCUUCGGCUCCUCCCUGCAGCCCGAGCCUCCAAUCUACACAACACUGAACGCUUAUUGCCCAAACACUAACCUCUCUUCUACAUCCAGUUACCCCAGUACCACCAUCAACUACUUACCGCCGCACCACCAGCAGAGCCAUCACCAACAGACGUCGACGCACGCGUCACACCCCUUUCAGUACACUCUACCUGGCGCUGGGGUCCAUCCACAGCGCCUUGUGGCUUUCAAAGAAGAACCACAAACCGUCCCUGAAAUACACAGCAGCGACGGUUCCCCGCCAAUGUCCCCAAUCGACAUGGAAAACCAAGAGAUAAUCAAGGCCGAGCGGAAGAGGCUUAGAAACCGAUUAGCAGCAACCAAAUGCCGGCGCCGCAAACUGGAGCGCAUCUCCCGGCUGGAGGACAAGGUGAAAGUUCUGAAGUCGGACAAUGCUGGGCUCUCCAAUACGGCGACUGUGCUUCGUGAACAAGUCGCCCAGCUCAAACAGAAAGUCCUGACACAUGUUAGCAGCGGCUGUCAGCUGAUGUUGACGAGCAAAAUGGAGGCAUUUUAAAUGGAGAGGCGAGGGCAUUACGCAGAGUAAUUCAUAAUUUAGAAGUGACAACACUGGAGGAAUGUUCUACAUGAACAGCACUGGAAGAGGCCAUAUACCGGCAGGCUAUUGUUAGUAAUGACAAUACGGUCGCAGGCUGUGUGUUGGCUGCUCUCAUUUCGGGUAAAAGACUGACAAAUGGUACUUCCGGAUGCUGGACACCGCACAAGGGACCAUAUAUCCAUAUACAUGACAACAGGAACAGCAUCCAGACUGAACAUGGACACUGACACUGAGUGACUAGAAAAACAAACCAGAGACCACUUGAUAGGCUGGUUUUGAUACCUAAUCAAUGGAAAUGUUAUUGUAUUGUUUGUAAUUUUGCAUAUCGUCAUGCAAUGUUGCAUUCAUUAAAUGUUUAAGUUAUUGUUUGCCAGGUUGAUCCUGACAAAUUAAUAUUUUUGUCAUGUUUACAAUGUAUUUUUUAUUUGUGCGAUGUAUAUUUAAGUAAAGUCUCAUGUUCAAAACGAUUUUGGCUUCAUGUUUGUCUAUUGGUGUCAUUAUGCCAUUCAUGG